AUGGAGCCGCUCACUACCCCUAAUCCGGACAAGUUUUCAAAAGCGCUGGGGAUGUCCUUCAAGGGAUCUAACACUAAUGGGAAAAUCUGGAUUUUCGUUGGAGAGGGAAUGGAUUUUAUUGUUGAGGAUGACUCGGAACAGCUGCUUCAUGGGAGAUUUAGUUGUCCGUGGCUUCCUUCUCAUAUUCUGUUGUCGGUGGUUUACGCUAAGUGCUCAAGAGGGGAGCGUGUUGCGCUGUGGGAAAAGAUGAGGGAAAUUACUCAAGUGGUGGAAGGGAUGCCUUGGCUUAUUGGAGGAGACUUCAACACAAUCCUAUCUCUGCGGGAUAGGACGGGGAGCGACACAAAACGCCAGGCGGAAAUGGUUGAUUUUGCUGAAGCCAUUGAGGAUUGUAGAUUACUGGACCGGGGCUAUGACGGAGCAGAGUAUACUUGGGCUAAGAACGGCCUUAUGGAACGAUUGGAUAGGGUGCUGAUUAGUGAAACGACAUCCCAAUUAUUCGAUGCGGUACGAGUCACAAAUCUCCCUCGCAUCGCAUCGGAUCAUGGACCAUUGCUCGUCAGAAGCAGGCUGCCCAGCAACCAUGAGGGCGGUAGAGCCUUCCGGUUUCAAAACAUGUGGGUGCGACAUGGGGGAUUUAAUGAGCUUGUGCGUGAAGAUUGGAUGGCCCCCACGGAUGCCGAGGGCCUCUUCAACUUGAAACUAAAAUUCGCAAGGAUCAAAGGAGCUCUAAAAAGAUGGAACAAAGAGGUCUUCGGGAAUAUCCAUGCCAACCUCAAGAAUUGUGAAGAGAACAUCGCCGAGGCCCAAGCGGACUUUGAAGGGAACGCAUCGGCCAGGAACAGGAUGGAGGUCAACAAACGCAUUGCCGAGUACAUCCUUCUUCUCAAGAUGGAGGAGGACUUUUGGAAACAAAAAGCGGCUCUCCAAUGGCUGGAAGAGGGGGAUAAAAACACCAGGUUCUACCAGAGUUGGGUGAAACAAAAGAGGAUUCGUCUUCGAAUUCAUAAGAUCAUUGACAAUGGGAGGGAACUCACAGAUGAUACGGAUAUCAAGGAAUCGGCGGUCAGCUUCUUCCAAAACCUCCUUGGGCCCGACUAUCCGGAACUAGAUGAGCCGGACCUUAGCCUCUUGCAACGGAUUCCACCCUCGGAGCACUUAGAUGACCUCCCCAAACCGCUUGAUGAUGACGAAGUUAAUUUGCCAUUUUUGAUAUCUCGCCCAAUAGUGCACCCGGGCCGGAUGGUUUCUCGGCCUUAUUCUAUCAAGCUUGCUGGGGCAUCAUCGGACCAGACGUUGUAA
Messenger RNA from Salvia splendens (bonfire salvia), 1302 nucleotides. RefSeq lists its product as uncharacterized. NCBI's taxonomy places the organism in Eukaryota, Viridiplantae, Streptophyta, Magnoliopsida, Lamiales, Lamiaceae. Gene Ontology annotation, molecular function: catalytic activity. The record is from RefSeq and is a predicted model, not a curated record. The coding region runs from base 1 to 1302 and encodes 433 amino acids. The transcript has a single exon.